UAUUGUGUACAUUUUAGCUGUUUAUAUUACAUUCUCUUGAUGUGUCUUUAUUUUGUACAAGGCUUUCCUUACAGUAAGACUUAUUAAUGAAUACUGAAACAGCCUGACAGAGUCGACUGAUAUGAUCUGUCAGGUUUUAGGGCCUUCACACCGCAGUGCACUUUAAUUACUGGAGUUCAGAUGCGUCCAAAAGAUAAUAAUCUUAAUUCUCCCCUCUAUCGCUCUCUUCUUCUGUAUCUUUGUCUGCAGGUGGAGGCAUGAAGCUAUUAUUUUUUCAUGUGAUAAUAUUCAUGUUCGACUCCUUCACUGAGGCGUCACACAAUAUCACCGCAGGCUGUGCUAUCAUUCGUCCGCCCAGAGAUGGAGGGAUACGAUACAGAGGCCUGACUCAAGAACAGAUCCACAGUGUGCAGGUCUUACCAGUGGACUAUGAGAUUGAGUACAUCUGCAGGGGGAACAGGGUCAUCGUGGGGCCUAAGGUCAGGAAAUGCCUUCCUGACGGCACCUGGACUGAUCUCAGCCAGCGCAGCAAGUGCUGUAAGCUCAGCUUCGUUUCUCUUUUUCUGCUCCUACUAAUGACUGGCUGCUUAGUUUCUGUGGGGAAUGAUAAGAAUUCCAUCCAGUGAAAUAUGCCACCAAUUUUGGUACUAUAACUGAGUUCUGAGUUCAUCCAUAAAUAUUAGUGUGCCAGACAUUUUUAUUUAUAGGAUAGCUAGAGCGCAGCCAAGUGGCAUCAGGCGUAUACUUUCACCUACGCAGCUGUUGUGAGCUGGGUUAAAAAUGAAGGCUUCCGUUUGGUCAUUUCAGCUCGUGUUUUCAUUUGCAUGCAUGAUAAUUAUUGAAGCAUGUGAUUUGCCAACAAAAACUGAUAGACCCAUAAUUCAUUUAGAGAUGUCAAGCUCGUAACUGUACACAGCUCUGGGCUGGAAUCUGUUUUGGGUGCUCCAUCAUGGCAACUCACCAACGUUAGAAAUACCACAGA
This is a messenger RNA of Ictalurus furcatus (blue catfish), 982 nucleotides long. RefSeq names its product gamma-aminobutyric acid type B receptor subunit 1-like. Bases 258 to 626 code for a protein of 122 amino acids. The transcript has 3 exons. The record is from RefSeq and is a predicted model, not a curated record. NCBI's taxonomy places the organism in Eukaryota, Metazoa, Chordata, Actinopteri, Siluriformes, Ictaluridae.